GAAAAGAAGAAAUAUGAAGCCCCUCAGACUUCUGAUGAAGUUUCCCUUCCAGAGACUUCUAGAGAGCAGGAAAUCCCAUCUCUAGCUUGUGAACUCAAAGGAGAUGAUCUGCAAGUGUCAACUGAUUCCCAGCUCCACAAGGAUGUCAGUGGAUGGAACGAAAGUGAAAUGUUUGAUAUACCACUCACCUCCUUGACUGUUGGUGAUGAAGGGUCCCUGACAGGUGACACAGAGGACCUAAAAGGAAGGGGAGAGAUCAGAGCCCCUGAUGGAGAUGAUGAAAUCAAGUUGAAGGUUGACCCUGGUGACAAUGUUAGAACUAAAGUUGAACCUUCCAAGAACUUUACAGAGGUAGAGGAAAGCCUACUAAUACCACAUGGACCUUCAGAAAGCACACCGCAGGCAGAUUUUCCCAGUACUCAGGGAAUGGGAAGUUUACAAGUCAGAGAAACUGAGACUAGGAAAGAAGAUGAAGAAGCUGGUGGUUGUUCAAAGGUGCUUCAGAAUGCUAGCUUGCAUAGUUCUUACAAAGCCAAAGAAGUUUCUCAGCCUCCUAGAGUGAAGAAAUUGUAUCCUGAGUUGCCAGCCGAAAUUGCAGAAGUACCAGAUUUGGUGGUGGUGAAGCCUUUGCUCUGUAGUGAGAGGCUCUACCCAGAACUCCCGUCUCAACCAGAACUAGUACCAUUUACUAAAGAGCAGCUAAAACUCUUGGAGCCUGGCUCAUGGCUGGAAAAUGUUGAGUCGUAUGUAGAAGAAUUUGACAGCAUUGCUCAUCAGGAUAGGCAUGAGUUUUAUGAGUUGCUUUUAAACUACUCACGAUGCAGGAAACAGUUGCUGUUGGCUGAAGCUGAGCUGCUUACUCUGAUGUCUGAUUGCCAAAACGCCAAAAGCCGACUGUGGACCUUUAAGGACGAACAAAUAGCUGUACAGGGUAUCUGUGCAGAUCAAGUGAAAGUUUAUGGUCAUCAUCACUACCAGAGAGUAGAGAUGAAUGAGAAUGUCCUGGGAGAACUGAAGAAGCUAUUUGAUGCCAAAUCCGAGCACCUCCAUCAGACCCUGGCCCUUCAUUCUUACACUUCUGUGCUCUCGAGGUUGCAAGUGGAGUCGUACAUCUACACAUUGCUUAAUAGCUCAGCUGUUCUGAGAUCUUUAGCAGUUUAUCAGCAAGACCAAGUUUCUAAACUGACAGAAAGCAUCCCCUCUGAUGUGUGUCAGCUGAAGGAGUGUAUCAGUGUCUUGUUCAUGUUCACCAGGAGAAUGAGUGAAGAUGCCCAGUUCCAGGAGGACAUCCUUCUCUGGCUGCAGAAACUGGUGUCAGUGUUACAAAGAGUUGGCUGUCCUGGAGAUCACUUCUUCCUCCUCAACCACAUUCUUCGGUGCCCGGCUGGCGUCAGUAAGUGGGCUGUUCCUUUCAUACAGAUCAAAGUGUUGAAUAACCCUUCAGGGGUCUUUCAUUUUAUGCAGUCCCUUGCCCUGCUGAUGUCUCCUGUCAAAAAUCGAGCGGAGUAUAUGUGUCACAUGAAGCCCAGUGAGUGGAAGCCAUCAUCUUCAGGGCCUGCAUCUGGCAACUGGACACUUGUAGAUGAAGGAGGAGAAGAGGAUGAAGACCCUGAGACCAGUUGGAUUCUACUUAAUGAAGAUGACUUGGUCAUCCUUUUGUCCCAGUUUCCCUUUCAUGAGCUCUUUCAACAUCUUCUUGGGUUUAAAGCAAAAGGUGAUUAUUUACCUGAAACAACAAGGCCCCAAGAGAUGAUGAAAAUUUUUGCCUUUGCCAACUCAUUAGUGGAACUCCUGGCUGUGGGGUUAGAAACCUUUAACAGAGCCCGCUAUCGGCAGUUUGUGAAGCGCAUUGGAUACCUGAUUAGGGUGAACCUUGGCUAUGUCAGUGACCACUGGGCUCAGUAUGUGAGCCAUAGCACAGGCAUGGGAUUAACACUACAACCCUACUCCGUGGAGAAACUGCAGAUUGAAUUUGAUGAGCUGUUUCUAAGAGCUGUCCUAUAUGUCCUGAAAGCUAAAAGACUUGGCAUUUGGCUGUUUAUGUCUGAGAUGCCCUUUGGCACGCUGUCAGUCCCGAUGCUUUGGAAGCUCUUCUACCUCAUGCACCAGGCUGAGAGUGGGAACCUGCAGCACCUGUGUACUUCCCUGCAGCCUGCCGAGUGCAAGAGGCAACUCCAAGACCCAGAACAUUUUGCAAACUUGGAGAAGUAUCUUUCUUCCAUGAAUAGCUCUGAAGAGAUUUGCCUUCUGACGACCUUUGCUCAGAUGGCUCGGGCCAGAAGAACCAAUGUAGAUGAAGACUUCAUAAAAAUGAUUGUUCUGGAGAUAUAUGAGGUAUCUUAUGUCACCCUGUCUACCCGAGAGACUUUUUCGAAGGUUGGUCGAGAGCUUUUGGGGGCUAUCACAGCUGUUCACCCUGAGAUUAUUUCUGUCCUUUUGGAUAGAGUGCAAGAAACCAUUGACCAGGUUGGAAUGGUUUCUUUAUACUUGUUUAAAGAAUUGCCUUUGUACCUCUGGCAACCUUCUGCCUCUGAGAUAGCUGUGAUUCGGGAUUGGUUACUGAAUUACAGCCUGACAGCAGUGAAGAACAAAUUGGCCUGUGUGAUUCUAGAAGGACUGAAUUGGGGAUUUGCUGAACAGGGUAAUCUUCAUUUGGAUCAAGCACUGCAUACUGAAGUAGCCUUACUGGUUCUCGAGGCUUAUCAGAAACACCUCUCCCAGAAGCCCUAUGCUGGGCUGCUUUCUGAAAGUAUGAAACAGGUUUCCUAUCUGGCCAGUAUUGUUCGAUAUGGAGAGACUCCCGAGACCUCGUUUAACCAAUGGGUCUGGAAUUUGAUCUUGAGGUUAAAAUUACACAAGAAUGAUUUUGGAACACAACAGAAUUGUCCAGUUGUUCCCUUCUCCAGCACGGUACCUGACAUGACAGAAUCACCCAUGUUUCAUCCUCUCUUGAAGGCUGUGAAAUCAGGCAUGCCCAUUGGCUGCUAUCUUGCCUUAGCUAUGACAGCUGUUGGCCACAGCAUUGAGAAGUUCUGUUCAGAAGGUAUCCCACUGUUGGGAAUUCUGGUCCAGACAAGGCAUUUGAGAGCAGUGGUCCAUGUCCUAGAUAAGAUUCUACCCAUGUUCUACCCUUGCCAGUAUUACCUUCUGAAGAACGAGCAGUUUAUGUCGAACCUUCUCCUCUUCCUACACUUGGACAGUGGUGUUCCUCAGGGGGUCACGCAGCAGGUCACCCACAAGGUGGCACAGCAUCUGACAGGAGCCAGCUACGGGGACAACGUGAAGCUUCUUAACAGCAUGAUCCAGGUCAGGGCUCACAAAUCCCUUAGCGCAUCCUCUUCCCAUAGCACUGUGGUGUUAGUUCUUAGGUAUGGGUAUGCCAGUCUCUUGAAUGCUUUGGGUUACCACUGUGACCGGAGUCUGCUCUCUUCCUUGGUGAGCUGGAUUGUGGCAGGCAACAUCACACCUUCCUUUGUGGAGGGCUUGUCCAUGUCCACGCAGGUUUGGUUUGUGUGGACUGUGCUGAACAUGGAAUCCAUCUUUGAAGAGGACUCUCAGCUCCGGAGAGUUGUCGAAGGGGAGUUGGUUAUAAAUGCUUUCACCCCUGACCAAGCUCUAAAGAAAGCCCAGGCCCAGCUGAAGCUGCCCAUCGUCCCAUCCCUACAGAGGAUGAUGAUCUAUCGCUGGGCCCACCAGGCUCUGGCCACACCUUCUGACCAUCCUCUUCUGCCACUCAUCUGGCAGAAGUUCUUCCUCCUCUAUCUUCAUCGCCCAGGACCACAAUAUGGGUUACCUGUAGAUGGUUGUAUUGGAAGAAGGUUUUUUCAAAGUCCCUCGCAUAUCAAUUUGUUGAAAGACAUGAAAAGACGCCUGACUGAGGUGGCUGACUUCCACUAUGCUGCAAGCAAGGCUCUCCGUGUUCCAGCAGAGGGCAGUGAAGGAACAGCAGAGCGGCAGGCUGGUGCCCAUGGUUACCUGACUUCUCCAGAACUGCACAGGGAGCUAGUGAGGCUCUUCAAUGUAUUUAUAUUAUGGCUAGAAGAUGAAAAUUUUCAAAAAGGAGAUACCUAUAUUCCUUCUUUACCGAAGCAUUAUGAUACUCACAGGCUAGCAAAAGUGAUGCAGAAUCAGCAGGACCUAUGGAUGGAGUAUUUGAAUAUGGAGCGCAUACACCAUGAGUUCCAGGAGACAGUUGGUCAGUGGACAGAGACCAAGCUUGAGUCGCAUUCACUGUCCUGUAGCUCCUCAGCACAGCUCGAUUUCACGGAUCCAUUGCUGGCAAAAGAAAGGGUUCUGAGUAACUUACGGAAGCACGAGGCUCCCCAACCUCCCCUUGUUCUGCAUCUGGUCAGACCUCCCGUGCCUCUCAUCUCCUCAGCUGUGCUGUUGAGUCAGAAGGAUACCACCCAGCUGAUGUGCACAGACCUGAACCUGUUGCAGCAGCGUGCCAGAACUGCAGCUCUCCGGGAGUCUCAGCAGGUUGCCUUGGAUGGUGAGCUGUUGGAGACAAUGCCCAAACAGUAUGUUAACCGAGAAGAGCAGACCACCCUGCAUUUGGAGUGCAGAGGCAGUGGUGGUAAGAAGUGCCAAGGAGCGGCAGUUGUAACAGUUCAGUUUGAAGGCAUGCACAAGAAUGAUGCAAUAAGCCAGCAGAUUCACAUUCUGCAAAAAGAAGUGAGGCAGUUCCAAGCAGAAGCUGCUCAGCCCCCAGCACUUAACGUUGUAGAAGCUGCGGUGCAUGCAGAAAACCUGAUCACGGCCUUAGUGAAUUCGUAUAAGUUGCAGCCGACGCCUGGGGCGCAGAAAAUUGGCAUCAGCCUCUUCUUUACUGUUGUGGACUAUGUCAGCGAUGAGACCCAGCGCCACCCUCCUACGAGGCAGUUCUUCACUUCAUGCAUUGAGAUCUUGGGACAGGUGUUUAUCAGUGGCACUAAGUCAGAAUGCAGAAAGGUGCUGCAGACCAUCUUGAAAAACAGGCGUCUCUGCUCCCUGCUCUCUCCUUUCUUCACUCCCAAUGCUGCGCCGGCUGAGUUCAUCCAGCUCUAUGAGAAAGUGGUGAAGUUUCUCAGUGAGGACAACAGUGACAUGAUUUUCAUGCUGCUCACCAAGUUCGAUGUUAAACAAUGGUUAAUGGCCACUAAACCUCCUCUGUCUGAUCGCACCAGGCUUCUGGAGUCCAUUCACUUGGCACUUACUGCCUGGGGCCUUGAACCAGAUGAAGAUAUUUUGAUGCCAUUUAAUCUUUUCUGUAAGCACUGGACUCACCUUCUACUCUACCAGUUCCCUGACCAGUACAAUGACGUUCUCAGGCUGCUGGUACAAAGCUCUGCAGAGCAGCUGCUGAGUCCUGAGUGCUGGAAAGCCACUUUGAGAGCCCUGGGAUGCUGUACCCCAAGCAGCCAGCAGGGGGCAGCUUCUGCGGACAACGCUGUGCUUCAUAGUGCCUCAGAUGCUCUCUUGUCAGACAAGCAGGUAAUGGAGACCAUCCAUUGGCUUUCUGACUUCUUUUAUAAGCUUCGACUGUCCAAGAUGGACUUCAAAAGCUUUGGAUUAUUCUCAAAAUGGAGCCCUUACAUGGGUGAUGUGAAGACAUUUUUGGAAUACCUUGUGAAAAGGCUGAUUGACUUAGAAAUCGCCUCCUUGACCCAAGACUCAACUGCCAGCAGCAAAGAAGUAUUAAGGUCCCUGCACUCACAGAUUGUCCAGCUUUUUAAGCCCUGGAUCCUGGUUUUAGAAGACAGUGAAAGUAGCCAACAGCGACAUUACCCCUGGCUAGAGAGUGAUGCUGUGGUGGCCUCCAGCAUCGUGCAGCUCUUCACUGACUGCAUCAGCUCCCUGCACAGGAGUUUUAAAGACAAGCUAUUGCCAGGUGACGAAGGAGCCCUGCGGUUGCACCUGCUGCAUUACUGUGAGGCAUGCACAGCACCCAAGAUGCCAGAGUGCAUCCUCUACACUUUUCAUAGCGCAUACCAGAAGCUUGAGUGGAAGGACCUGCACCCUGACCAGAGGCUCAUGGAGGCCUUCUUCAAGGUGGAACGUGGAAGCCCCAAGAGCUGUUUCUUGUUCCUAGGGUCUGUACUCUGCAGAGUCAACUGGGUUAGUGUGCUGUCCGAUGCCUGGAAUCCCAGUCCCCUUCCUGAAACCCAGAGUAUGGUUGUCUGUCUCCUGUUCAUGAUGAUUUUACUGGCCAAGGAAGCUCAGCUAGUCGAUCAAACAGAUUCACCUUUACUAAGUCUUCUUGGACAGACAAGCUCACUCUCAUGGCAUCUUGUGGACCUUGUGUCAUACCAGAGCGUGCUGGGUUAUUUCAGCAGUCAUUACCCACCGUCCGUCAUGCUGGCCAAAGACAGUUCCGCUGAACACAUUGUGAAGCUCUUAAAAGUGUCUGCGGGACUUUCUGUUCCUGCUGAUGGCCAGAAGCAUCGUGACAUAGUUCCAAAGUGUCAAGCUUUCACUCGUCAGAUGGUUCAGUUUCUCAGUACCCUGGAACAAAGUGGAAAAGUCACCUUCUCAGUCCUGGAGCAGGAGAUAGCUAAGCUCUUAGAUGAUGUCAUCGCCUUUAACCCACCUGACAUGGACAGCCAGGCCCGCCACAUGGCCCUCAGCAGCCUCUUCACAGAAGUCCUAAUGAUGAUGAACAAUGCAACUAUUCCAACGGCAGAAUUCCUUGGUGGUAGUAUUCGGACCUGGAUUGGCCAAAAGGUACACGCUCUCUCAAUCAAAAUUUAGGGUGGGGUCCCAUUCUGGUGUCCCUUCAAGUUCCCGAGCUCACCAUCCAAGAGUUUCUGCAGGAGUGUUUAGCCCUCGGCAGUUGCUUGACUCUCUAUGUCUACCUGCUCCAGUGUUUAAACAGUGAGCAGACUCUGAGGAACGAGAUGAAGGUGCUUCUCAUCCUAAACAAGUGGCUGGAACAGGUGUACCCAAGCUCCGCGCAGGAAGAAGCAAAGCUGUUUUUGUGGUGGCAUCAAAUCCUGCAGCUGUCCCUGGUCCAGAUGGAGCAGAAUGACUCGGUCCUGACGGAGUCAAUCAUCCGGAUCCUGCUCAUGCUGCAGAGCCGGCAGAGCCUCAUGGCCGAGGAGAGGCUCAGCUCCGGGAUUCUCGGCGCUAUUGGGUUGGGCCGGAAAUCGCCCUUGUCCAACAGGUUCCGUGUGAUUGCCCGAGGCAUGGCUGCCUUCCUGUUGGUUCAGGUGCCUGCAGAAGACCAGGUUCGUCUGAAGCCUAGCUCUGAAUUACAUCUGACUCCAAAAGCUCAGCAGGUGCUGACUGCUCUUGAAUCCAUGACCCUCAGUAAGCAGUAUGUGGAGUACCAGGAUCAAAUACUGCAAGCUGUCCAGUUCAUAAAGCAUCCUGGCCAUUGCCUUCAGAAUGGGAAAAGCUUGCUGGCUCUUCUUGUCAACUGUCUCUAUCCAGAAGUGCAUUAUUUGGACAACAUACGAUAGUGAUGCUGAAGCCCUUGAAGCCCUGUUGCUCUUGUGUUUACACUAACUUUGCUGUUGCACAUGUACCUUUGUUCAGUUUUACUGCAGAGCUGUGAGGAACUCAGCUGAGGUGCAAGUUGAGAGGCAUUAGAUAGUUCUGGCUGUAUGGCUAUCUCUUAUUGUCCAGAGACUUGUUAGUUUUUGUGUUCUUCCACAAGUGAAACUCAGUUCCUCUGAGUACAGAGCCACUCACAUUUGGGAAAUGAAUGUGCCAGUCAACUCCCUAAGAACUAUGGAUAGAGCUUUUGAUAUGUCUGCACUUCUGUCUUCCUGCUUUAUUUAAAUGUCAAGACUCCUAUGCCAGAUCUGACCACUUUGGGAGUCAUGAAGAGCCAUCUUUUGGACUCCAUUUGUAUUUUUCACAUUCUUCCAAUGUUAAAAAAAAAAAAUCAACUUGGGAAAUUUCUGUAUUUCUUAAAUGUGAGGAAGUACACCAGCUUAGAGGUAUUAUGUUGUUUCUCUUAGAGUGGUUAUGGUACCCUGAAUCGAAUCAGGAACAGUGGUGCACGCCUGUAAUCUCAGCACUCUGGGGGCUGAAGCAGGAGGAUCACAAGGGUGAAGUCGUGUUGGGUGCAUAGCAAGUGUCUGGACAAGCAAAGCAAAUCAAUUAAAAUGAGUCAUACUGAAGACAUGCCAUGUAACCCUGACCACAGUGGACAUCUUUUCAACUGCAUGUUCUCUGGAAGUGUGCCUUUCAGAACCGAUGUGGCACCCAGUGCACUGACAGCUGCUGUGCACAGGUGUGUAGUGGGCACACAACAACAGUGAUGCUGCAACCGGCGAGCACUGUGUUCCCUUGGGGCUCCUCAUUCACGUCAUUUUAUUGGCUCUGUCUGUGUGGAAGUUCCCAACUCUUGAUAUGUGCCAGAGCUCUCUGCAGGCCCACUCUCAAGGGACACUGGGGGUCUUUGUUUGUUUUCUCUUGGGUAAGUUUGGGUGAAACUCAUGGACAUGUUGAACACAUAGCCAGGGAGAAGAGGCCAGGUCAGGGCAAUUUCAGAAAUCUGGCUUUUUGCAAGUAGCUCUGUGCCUUCUGUCACUGCUGACAGUCCGCAUUGCCAAAACCUGUCUGACACAUUGCUUUGUUCUUAUGACAUCUCUUGCUCAUGUCACUUCAUGCAGGAGUUAGAAAUUUGACUUCUAUCAUAUUAAUUCUCAAAAAUGGCCCCAAACCAAUUUUGUUUGUUCAGUUUAAAAUAUAUCUUUGUUCUUAUGGGUCAUGGCUCAGAAAUAUCUAUAAAAAUCUCUGGAUGGCCACCAAGCGCCUUGAGUAAGGAUGGGAAUAGCCUGUUAGUGGGCUGCUUUCCCUUCGUUGGACGCUUGCAGGAACUUUUUCUGGAAGAAUAACUCUGCCUAGUUGACAUGCCUUGGAACACUGAUAAAGAUCAUCCCUAUUCAGUGGCACAAAGUGUCAUUGUAUAGGGAUAUGUCUCAGCCUUCUUUGUUUUUGCUUCUCUCUGUCUCCCAAAUCAGUCAUCUUCACUCUGAGUAGAAGAAAACUUCAGAAGCUGCAGACAGUUAAACAAGCAGUAGUGAUUCUGUGACCAGGAAAUACUGUGCUUGUGUGAUUUUUCUGAGGAGAACGAAGUUACCAGUAUCCGAGAAUGUGAAAUGUUAGAGUGUACAUUUUAGAGAAUCAAUUAAUUUUGGAAGUUUAUAAUAUUUGUAAAUUUUGUCUGUAAAAUGUAUAAACAAUAAAAUCAACUUUUGAUUAUAAUUGGUGAAUCUGAAUUGAAGGCUAAUGUAGAUUUUUUAUGCCUGAUUAAAUAUGUUUGGCUUUGUAA
This is a messenger RNA of Cricetulus griseus (Chinese hamster), 9262 nucleotides long. The record is from RefSeq and is a predicted model, not a curated record. Lineage: Eukaryota; Metazoa; Chordata; Mammalia; Rodentia; Cricetidae.